Messenger RNA from Dromiciops gliroides (monito del monte), 4023 nucleotides. RefSeq names its product vitellogenin-2-like. The transcript has 12 exons. Gene Ontology annotation, biological process: lipid transport. Gene Ontology annotation, molecular function: lipid carrier activity. NCBI's taxonomy places the organism in Eukaryota, Metazoa, Chordata, Mammalia, Microbiotheria, Microbiotheriidae. Bases 82 to 1962 code for a protein of 626 amino acids. The record is from RefSeq and is a predicted model, not a curated record.
AAACAACCCAAUGGGGACCACGUGGGAUUUAUUCUCCUGUCAUAAAAGCCACCAGCUUCCACGGGCUCUGCAUUCAUCACCAUGAUGAAGGGAAUCACCUUGGCCCUGAUGUUCUCUCUUGUGGGGAGUGAGAAGAAUGCUAUGGAACCAGGGUUCAACCCAAUCAAGACCUAUGUGUACACUUAUCAGGGUGUGAUUCUGAGUGGGCUACCAGAAAGAGGUUUGGCCAGGUCAGGCCUGAGGUUGACCAGCAAACUGGAGAUUGGUGGAGUGUCCCAGAAGCUGUAUUUCCUCAAGAUUCAAUCUCCACAAGUAGAAGAAUACAUUGGUAUCUGGCCUAAAGAUUCAUUCCUUUACUCACCAAAGCUCACUUGGACAAUUGCAUCUGGCCUUAUGCAAAUAUUCAAGUUUGAGUAUAAUAAUGGACGCAUUGGCAACAUAUAUGCCCCAAAGGACACCCCAGCUCUUGUUGUUAACAUAGUAAGAGGGAUACUAAAUAUGUUCCAUAUCACCAUCAAAAAGUCUCAAAAUAUUUAUCACUUACAAGAGGCCGGGAUUGGUGGUGUCUGUUAUACUAGCUACAUCAUCCAUGAAGAUAAGAGGAAUAAUCGGUUUUCCAUCAUAAAAUCCAGGGAUCUCAACAACUGUCAGCACAAGGCAGCCAAGAAGACAGGAAUGGCUUAUUUACACAUCAUUCCCCAAUUUGACAAGAAAGCUGAGAUUGUUAAAGGGACAGAGACAUACUCCUACCAGAUGAAGUAUACAGGGCAUGGUGCUUUAAUCACGGAAGUUACGGUUGACCAGGUGUACCAAGUCUCCCCAUUCAAUGAGGAGAAUGGGGUUGGCGUGACAGAAACUAAGCAAGACCUCCGCUUGAUUGAAGUGAAAACUGAGCGUCUGAGGUCCCCAGAAGUUCGAAUGCAGAAUCAGGGAAGCAUUCAGUACCGUUUCCUAACUACCAAAUGCCAGAUGCCUUUGCAGCUGGUGAAAGUGAAUACCCCUGAGAGGCAGGCCACUGAGGUUCUCCAGCACCUCAUCCAGAACAACCAAGGAACAUUCCAUGAAGACGCUCCAGCCAAAUUUCUAGAGCUCAUUCAGCUGAUUCGGGUGAUGGACAUUGGAAGCCUAGCCAGCAUUUGGAAGCAGUGGGAAGACAAGGCUCAGUACAGGCGCUGGUUGCUGAGUGUCAUUGCUGUGGCAGGAACCAAAGACACCCUGAAGUUCAUCAAGCAAAAAACCGAGAGUGACACCUUCUCCUUCUUAGAAAAUUUGCUGGUGGUUGUUUUUUCAUUACAGUUCACUACGGCUGAUGCCAGUGUCCUUCCCGUAGCCGAAGAAAUUAUCACCAGCCCUCGAAUACAGAAAGAUCCCUUGCUUCACAAGGUUGCUCUCCUGGCUUAUGGGUCUAUGGUUUACAGGUCACAUCUUUCCACGUCAUCAUCUCCUGCUGAAGCCCUUCAGGUACUCCAUAACUAUGCAAAUGAGGCAAUUAAAAAUGGCCAGGAAGAAGCAAUGGUCACAGCCCUGAAGGCCCUUGGCAACUCAGGCCAAGCAGCCAGCAUCAAACGCAUCCAGAAGUUCCUGCCGGUCUUCUCACCAUCUGCUUCUGGUCUUCCAGUCAGGGUUCAAGUGGAAGCCGUGAUGGCCCUGAGGAAAAUAGUCAGGAAAGAACCUUCAAAGGUCCAAGAAAUACUUCUCCAGAUCACUGCAGACCGCUCCUUGUCACCCAACGUCCGGAUGACGGCCUCUGCAUUUCUGUUUGAAUCACAACCACCUCCUUCUCUGAUGACCACGGUGGCCAACACCAUGCUGAAGGAGAAGAGUUUGCAAGUAGCCAGCUUCGUUUACUCUUACAUGAAGACCAUCUCCACAAAUCACUUUCCAGAUUGGGCUAACAGGUACGUAGGGAAUUGGUGGCAAAUUGCUAGGACAAGUAGUUAUUUCAAACAUAGUGACAUCUGAGGACCAGUGUGGCCUCUGAUGUCCACAGCAGGGAAGAGCAAUUAGAACGCUAAUUACAUCAAUAGUGGUUUUAUGCAGACUUCAGCUCCCAGGCAAAUUAUUUUUUGGUUUAAUUAAGGCCUCCUAUCUUUGUCAGAGCUAUGUCACAUUAUGAAAAUAUAUUAUGGACCUGACUUGGUAUGAAAUUCAAAAAUAACUGGUGAAAUUAUAAAGUAUGUAAGAAAUGUACAUAAUUUCCCCUUAUUAAGGGCCUAUCAAGCUCUAUCAUACUCCAGCUGUGGUGACUCAGUCUUUACUUGAAGAGUUUUGGUGAAGAGGAACCCACAAACUUCCAAAACAACCCAUUCUACUCUUGGGUGCCUCUGUUUGUUGGGAAGUUUUUCUUUACUUCAAGCUCAGAUCAACCCCUUUACAUUUUCCACCCAUUGCUCUGGCCCUUUGGGGCCAAGCAGAACAAGUCUUACCUUUUAUCCACAUGGCAGCUCUUCAAAUACUAUCAUUUCUUCUUCCCACCCCCCAAUUUUUUCUUCUCUUAACUCAACAACCCCAAUUCCUUGGCUUGAUCUUUAUACACUAUCAAGUCAAGUCCUUUUGCCAUGCAAAUCUCCCUCUUUUGCAUGCUCUCUAGUUUGUCCAUAUCUUUCUUAAAAUGUGGUUACUAGAACUGACCUGAAAACUCUACAUAUGAUCUGACCAGGGCAGAGGACACCACCUUAUUCCUUGAGACUACAUCCCUUAAUGCAGCUACAAUAGUUUGGUUUCUGUAUCACAUUAUUGACUUUUACUGAGCUUGCAGUCCACUAAACAUCCCAGAUCUUUUUCAGAAAAAAAUAACUAUUAUUUAGCCAUGUGCUGCCCAUCUUGUACCUUGUAAAGUGGAUUUCUGGAAUCCAAGUCUAGGACUUUAACUUUACUCAUAAUAAAUUUCAUUUGACCAAUUUAUAUAAUUACAACAGUAUUAUAGAAAAGGCAACUUUGAAGGACUUUAGAAUCAAAUAAUCAAAUUUCAUUUGACUAGAUUCAGCCUAACACUCUAGCUUGAGGUCUUCUCAGGUCAUAAUGGAUCCAAUGAGGUCAUUAUCUCUUUCUACUUUGGGUCAUCUGUAUGUUGUGCAUGCCUUCAUUCAAAAAAUUGAUAAACAUUUGGAACAAAAUACAGACAAAGACAGAUCCCUAGCCACUCUACCAGAGACUUUCUUCCAAUUGACAUAGAUACUUGGAUGAUUACUCUUUGGAUCUUCUAAUUAAACCAGUUUCAAUCUACCUAACUAUACUAGGAGCUAGCCAAUCUCUCCUAUCUAAUCCAACAUGAGAAUAAUUGUCAAUUAUGUUGCUAAAAUUAUUCACUAAUCAUUCCUUUAAUAAUAGCCCAGAUUUCUGCUAAAAAUAGAAGUCAAGCUUAUGGCUUAGAGUUUUCAGCCUCUGCUCUAGUCCCUCUUUUUAAAAAAUCGAGACAUUUGCCCUUCUCUAGUUCUAUAGCUCCUCUCCCAAUCUCCAUUAUUUUUUAAAGCUUAUUCAUAGUGAUUCAUAUAUGCCAAUUUAUUUAGUAUCUUGGGUAAAUGAUACCAAUUAGAAUCAGCAUAGUCCAAUAGAAAGAGCAGUGACUCUAGAGUCAAAGGUCCUGGGUUCAAGUCUUGUCUUUGAUACUAACUACCUGGGUAACCUUGGUAACUUUACUCAUCUGAAAAAUAAGGAAGUUGAACUAUAUGGCUUCUAAGGUCCCUUCUAACUCUAGAUGUAUGAUCUUAUGAACUAAAUUCCUAUGAUGUACUGCUAUAAUAAUGGUAUGUUCUGUUCUUGAUCGAGAUAAUAUGUUUCUUGCAAGUCACUGCGUCCUUUUUUAGAUUUCCACUAACCAUCACUUAAUAAAAUAAUUUUGCUAAAAAUCAAACUCAAGAUUAUUGGCUUAGAAUUUUCAAUAUCCACUUUUUCUUUUCUUUUUCCCCCCGAAAACUGAUACAUUUGUUCUUCUCUAUAUCUGUUGCAUCUCUCUUGUUCUUUAUAAUCUUUUUAAAAAUUUGCUUUAAUGUUAUUUUACUUUUGCAUUUAUUUAUAAUGAUC